Molecule: messenger RNA, 1992 nt
Organism: Limanda limanda (common dab)
Lineage: Eukaryota; Metazoa; Chordata; Actinopteri; Pleuronectiformes; Pleuronectidae
Product: protein FAM124A
Exons: 4
Coding region: 1-1686 (561 amino acids)
Source: RefSeq, a predicted model, not a curated record
AUGGAGAAAAGCUCAGCAGAAGAGGACUGCGUGGAUUCAGGAGCCGAAACCGGAGGGUCUGAUUACAGUCCCCUGUCCUCAACGAGCAUAUGUGGAGGUGAGUUAUCCAUGGGCGAGCUCCAGGAUCCCUUCCUCGUCAGUGUCCAUCUCAUCGCCGACCCCGGCCAGGGCAAGUUCCUGCAGCGAGCUGCCGAUGCUGUGCUGGCGUGGGUUCACCCCGAGCUGCAGCUCUUCAGGGUCUCCGAGCGGGCCUCUGUCUCCCAGCGGCCCUGGCCCAAGCACCAUCAAAAUGGCGACCAGGCAACAGUCUGCCAGCCCACCAUAGCAGUCAUCGUCUUCCUCCAGGAGGCCUUUGGCGGCGAGGAGCAGAUACUGAUGCUGCACCGCGCUCUGCAGAGGCCGCCAUGGAGAUACCAUCACACUGAAAAAGUCAGCAAUGGCCAGCGGAUGCUUCCACUGUCGCCCUGCAGCCAGGACUUCUUCACUCUCUCUCCUGGAACACCGCUGUGGGCCGUGCGCCAGGUGCAUUACGGGAAAGAAAUAGUGCGAUUUACUGUUUACUGCCGAUAUGAGAAUUACGGGGACAUGGUGCGGCUGUACAAGCUGCUGCUUCAGCGGAGGGUAGCGCAGAAGAAGGAGGACUUUUGCUUCUUCGUCGUUUACUCCAACCCAGAUAUGGAGAUCCAGCUGUCGUUCAAGAGGCUCCCUCGAGGUCAGCCUCUGGUGGUGCUGGAGUCAGCGGUGAUGGAGGUGAGGGUACGGGAUGUUGGCGUGCUGGUGCCCCUGCUGCCGAACCCCUGCAGCCCAAUCAGCGAGGUCCGCUGGCAGACGGAGGACUACGAUGGAAACAAGAUCCUCCUGCAGGUGCAAAGUCCUCACUUCAAACACAGACAAGAUCACUGCCACAUAUCGUCCACGGUCGCUGAAUCGGCCUCGGCUCCUUCCACCUUCAACCGCACCGGCGCCUCCCAAAGGAACCGUCGGUAUCAUCGAGGUUCAUCCCACCCUAGAGUCCACCACCAUCAGACCUCCCAGGGCUCCCUUGCGCAGGCCUGCGAGGAGCCAGAGGAGCCGGAGCAGUGGCCCGUCUGUCACCACCAGGACAGCUGGAGGAGCCAGUGGAGGGGCCACCGCUCAGGCUCCCUCUUCUCUCUGCCUAACCUCGGCUCCGGCAGCUCUCGCUCCACCUCAUCCUCUCCCGGGCCCUCCUCCAGCCCCCACAACAGGAGCCACUCCCUGAACCGGAGGUCCUCCCUCAUCCCGCCCUUCCGGCUCAACGUGGACGCUCUGAUUGGUGCAGAGGAGACGGACGUGGACACGGGGGACCAAGUCAACGCAGGUGACAGUGUGGACUUCACAGUGGUGUCUGCGUACAUCAAAUCCAACCUGCCACAGACUUGUAGGCCGUCGUCUGCUCCACCCGAAGACAUCGGACCCUCCCUUUCUCCUGGCGUCCCUGAGAACACCACGUACAAGUCAGCCACACUGGGCCGGACUCCUUACAGCCUCCCCACCUACAGCACUCCCUCCACCCUGCUGUGGUCGUAUCCCCAUAGCACCAGUGUGACCACAAGCGCCGGCCCGUCCCUGAGCGACGUGUCCAUGAACCAGUCUGACAGUUGCAGCGUUAUCAGUGCACCGCUGGAAGAAGCAGACGAAGAAGAAGACCAAGAAUUCUACAUCUGAUCAACCUCUGUAUUGUGAGAAUCUGUAAUCUGUAAUGAGUUGCUCAGUAGUGACAGACGUCAGGGCCGAGACACUAAAAACAGCUCUAUUCUGCCCUCUGGUGUUUGACAGUAAAACUACAGGCCAGUGAAAACCAGCUCAACUGUAUUUAAUGUUCUCGUGUAUUUUUGAGUGUUGCUUUUUUUUCACAUGUAGAUUUAGGCUUUGUAAAUAUCAGGACAUAUAAGUGAGUGAAGUUAAAGGACCAAUCAUGUAACUGUACAGAUACACUAUCCAAUAAAACCAUUUGUCUCUAUUUACCCAUUU